CCCAAAGCAACAUCCUGAAGUUAACACUCAGUGGGAGAAGGAGCGCAGCAGCUCGGACGCAAACACAGCACAAAAUGGGCAAAAUCUACCAAGUCAUGGUUCAUGGCUUUAGAGGGGAGAAGAUGGUCGUCGACCUGUGCAACACAGAGGAGCAGAUGAAGAGCAUGACCGUGCUUCAGCUGAAGGAAAAGAUAGCGAAGAAGCUUCCCGAGGGCGCAGGAGUGGAGGUUAUCCGGCUCAUCUUCGUAGACAAGGAACUGGAUGAAGACACCAAGCUGCUGUCUGAGUAUGGAAUCCAGCACAUGUCCGUCAUCCACAUGGUGGUGAGGGUACCCGGAGGACUGAGUGCUGGACAGAGACCAUCUGCUGCCCCCUCUGCUGCUGCUGCUGCUGCUGCCGCCGCUUCACGGAGCUCAUGAAGACUCCUGACACUGUUUACAAAGCAAGGGCUUUUCUGUAUAGGCUGUUUUUAUUGCAGAAUGCGUUUAAUAUUUCCAUGUUCUGUUCAUGUACAAAAUAAAUAUAGAUUUUAUAAACUUUCA
Molecule: messenger RNA, 542 nt
Organism: Toxotes jaculatrix (banded archerfish)
Lineage: Eukaryota; Metazoa; Chordata; Actinopteri; Toxotidae
Product: NEDD8-like
Exons: 2
Coding region: 75-419 (114 amino acids)
Molecular function (GO): protein binding
Source: RefSeq, a predicted model, not a curated record